AACUCGACUUGAAAUUAGGGGAGUCAGACCCCCAAGACGUCAAAUAGGCCCGGGAAAAGCCAUUAGCAGGAGGCAAGCCGGCUCGGUUCCGAGGUGUCACUGGACGGUGGACCAAGUAAACGCCGAUAGAGGUCCGGCCCGGGCCCAUCUCUUUCCCGUCAAAUCUUUGAAGCGGGGGUUGUUCUGCCCCUCUCUGUUUUAAGUGCAUAAUCAAAAACAUUCAUCGGGAGAGGGAGAGGGAGGGGGGAAUAGUAGUGGAGUUUCUGGGCAAGCAGGUAGGAAACCAUGAACGCCCCCGAUCGCUACGAGAGGUUCGUCGUUCCCGAAGGCACCAAGAAGGUUUCGUACGAGCGGGACACCAAGAUCAUCAACGCCGCUUCCUUCACCAUCGAAAGGGAAGACCACACCGUCGGCAACAUCCUUCGCAUGCAAUUGCACAGAGAUGACAAUGUGCUCUUCGCUGGUUACAAGCUCCCUCACCCUCUGCAGUAUAAGAUCAUUGUCCGGGUACACACUACGAGCCAGUCAUCACCCAUGCAGGCAUAUAAUCAGGCUAUUAAUGAUCUUGACAAGGAACUUGAUCAUCUAAGGAAUGCUUUUGAGACUGAGAUGGCUAAACAUUCAAGGGACUACUGAGUUGCGUUUGGGAACAGCUGUUUAAUCUUGCUUGCUCAUGUACUGAUAGCUGGCGGUGGUCUACUAGAAAGAACUGUGUUUGGUCAAUUAACAGAUUCUUGCUGGGGACGUAUAAAUGUAAUGGAUUCUCAAGGGUUUUGUCCUUGGCAAAUUGGCAUAUUCAGCUGUUCGUUUCUCUAGCUGGGGGUUCAAGAACCAUUUUUAAUGGACCUAUUGUACUUCUCUGUCUAAUGAUUGCCAUCAACUAUCGCGACAUUGCAGUCUAGUUGAAUAUAGUUAUGUGGUUUGCAUGA
Molecule: messenger RNA, 929 nt
Organism: Eucalyptus grandis
Lineage: Eukaryota; Viridiplantae; Streptophyta; Magnoliopsida; Myrtales; Myrtaceae
Product: DNA-directed RNA polymerases II, IV and V subunit 11
Exons: 5
Coding region: 286-636 (116 amino acids)
Biological process (GO): transcription by RNA polymerase II
Cellular component (GO): RNA polymerase II, core complex
Molecular function (GO): DNA binding; protein dimerization activity
Source: RefSeq, a predicted model, not a curated record